AUGGCCGCGCCUUGUCCGUCCUCGGCUGCCGCUGCCUCGGCGCUGGAUGACGAUCUGUUCGACCUGGGCAUCCAGGAGAACGGUGACGUGGCAACGGUGGACUCUCUGGAUCGAGCCGAACUGGAACAGUGCGAUGCCCAGCCGGCAUCGGGCGACGACACCGGGCCCGACGAUUUAGAGCUUGCGCUCGCAGAAUUGGUUGAGGAGGCCAUGGAAGCCAUUUCCGAAGCCAGCGUCUCGGACGUAGAGAUGAUGGAUCCCACUCCAGCUGCUGCGAAUCCUUCUGGAUCAAAGAUGCCGCCGCCCCCUUCAUCCUCAUCGGUGGCUCGCAAAAAGCCUGCCGGGCGCAAGGCGUGGCCGAAGGAGAGAUGUGCUGGACUCCCAGGCUCUCCUUGCACUUUCCACAGCAGAGGCACGGGAGAGUCCGCAAGGAUCCAUCCUGAACGUGGCGAAACACAUUGCCGCUUAUGUGACCCAGACGAGUGUCGAGCGACUACGGAUGCGAUCUUGCUGAAUCUACUGACAACCUUCAAGAGCAAGGGCGACAUCCUAUACCGCGCAGCCUUGGACCGUCUGCGCCAGCAUUUGGGGGAGUCAAAGGUUUCUUCGCUCGUCGACCCCUGGGGGGAGCGCUUGCUUAAACGCCGAGCUGCCUCUGCCACGCUGAAGCCUGGGCCACGAGAAGCCUACAACGCCGAGGUCACGCGGGAUCGGCGGGUGGCUCGCCGCAAGAUCUUCUUUCCCGAAAAGCUCCACUCCCGCGCAGCAGAAGCGGACGAGGCUGCCGAGAUCGAGCACGUCCGAUCCAUCGGCAGUAUCGAGGAUAUGGCGGCAAAUGACACCGGCCUACCCACCCCCAAAGAAUCGGUUCCGCGCUUCGUGGAAGCCUGGUGCAAGCAAGGGUCCUGGGCCAUCUGUGAGAAGUGCCACAGCAUGUGCCCGCGGCCUCUCCAGCCAGUGGACACACGGCGAGUCGCUAAGCCAACGAUCCCGGCAAACCAGUGCACGGCUUGCCAGAAAGACGAGUAUGUUCCCCAGUUAGCUGACAUCCCUGUACCUCUGCGUGACCUGAAACCUCGUGUGAUCCAAGCCCUUCGUCCCCUCGAGAUCGAUACCGGGGCGGCUGAGCGGGUGCAGUUUGGUUAUCGUGUGCACACCUCUAUGAUCAGCUUCGCAUGGGAGCCGGUGUCCGUCGAGUACAAGAUCACCUCGCUGGAGAAGCGAAAGGACCGGAAGGCGGCCGAGGCGGCUUACCUGCAUCUCAUGAGCUCGUCGAGCAGUGCCUACAAGGACUUUGUUCUCAAGCACAAUGAGUUCCUCGAGAGGCACGGCGAGAAUGCGGACAAGAAGGUCCGGAAGCGUCCCCUCCGGUUCCUGGAGGAAGAGGGCUUGGAAUGUUGUCUGUGGCCGCACCUGUACUAUCACAAGAACCUCUGUGAGACCGUGGCUCGCGCAACCCACGAAGCACGGCAGAAAACGAAGCAGGGCCGCAAGCGGCGUGCGGACGAAAGCAGUGACGAGGAGGCAGCCGAGGAUGCAGGGGAUGGUGUGGGCGACACCAUUGCUGCCAGCAAGCUGGGCCGCAUCAAGCGAUACUUCUGCGGUGCCAUGGCACGUGCCGGACGAGCGGACCGCAACUGGAAGGAGCAUCUGUUGGGUCCGGCAGCUGGAGACGGCACCAACACCGUGGUGGCGCACGCAACGCGGUUGGAGUUCCAGGAUGGGAAGCGGAAGCGCGGCACUCAAAAAUACCAUGGUCGCGGCACCACACACAGCCACUCGCUCGACUUCCUCGAAAACAUGGGAGCUAUCGGCCUGGAGACCAAGGUACAAGCCACGAUUCCGCCGGAUGACACUGAGCCUCUGUUGCAUGGCUUGGUUAUGGACUCUCAAUGUGAUUACAAGGACUCUGGCCUUCCGGUGCGUGAAGAGCCUUCCGCUUGGGACGGGGACGAGCAGAAGGUGUUGCUCCACCACGGGGAGGACGACAAGGACGCCAAGGUCCGGGCGUACUUCAAGCAUACGAUGGAGGUGACCAAGUGCCACGAGGAUGUGCAGCAAGGCGACGGCAAUGGCGCCGUGCUUCGCUACGUGUCGACCUACAACAUGAAGUUCAGCAACUCCAUGGAUUCGGAUUGGCUGAAUGGAGCGGCGUCCGACUACAGCACUGCCGCAGGAGUCCUCCGCCGCUACCAGCCGCUGGAGCCAGAAAUGUGGUUGACCCUGGCACAGGAGCGGUUCCCACAGGCCUACCUAAGCGGCAGCUUCGUAGAUUACAUGGCUCCGAGCUUGGACAUCGAAGAGAAGCCGCUGUUCCUCCAGCACUACGAAGGGUCCACCUGGCGCCGCGAAGACAUGACACUCCUGGAGUUCCUGCGCAAAAGCAACGCACAAGGCGAAAUCAUUCACCAUAUCCGCAGGAAGCACCAAGACAAGGUCAUGGAGGAGGUCCGUGACCUCAGACACGAGUCGGAAAAGGAAUUCGCGGGGUGUCGCAAGGAGUUGCUGGCGGCCUUCCGUCGCCACCGAUCGGAUUGUAAGGCUCGACGGCGAGAACCGAAGCCCUUGACGGAGUUCCUCGCCGACCGCGACUACCUCGGCCUCACCACCCUGGAAGACUUCGCCAACGACUACGUCUGCCGGGGCGAAAAAUUGGCUGCCGUUUCCACGCAUUCGAUGCUGAACGACCGCUACUACGGUCAGUGGCUGGCACUCAACCGGCCGUUCCGGCGACUGGAACAAUUCGUGGAAUCCGCCCCCGACGUCAUGGAGCGAGUGCCCGAGAAGUACCGGUGCUUCGCACUGUGCCUGCACCACGCUGCGGAUUUCUGGGACAACGAAGGCCUCGUCCGUGAAGCUAUGGAGCUGGAAGCACGAAGCAACGCCUUCGUCGAAACCAUCCUGAAGAAGGUCCAAGCGCAGAAGCACCUGGUUGAGCGCUACCUGGGGGGCGAGAUUCCCGUCACAGAAGUCAUGAGUGCCGAGGAAUCCGACGAGGGGGGUGCGCUGGACUCAGAAGGCAAGCGGUCGAAAUUGACACAAUCCCAGAAACGGCUAAAGACUCAGAUCAAGGACCGUAUGGAGAAUGCCAUGACUGCCGCUGAGGCGCGAGACGACGAAACCGUGGAAGCUUGUGUGGCGGCAGCAGCGACCAAUCGAAUCCUGUUCGCCAACGGCCCGCCAGGCACUGGCAAGACCUACGUGGUACACGAACAGGUUCGCCGCUGGAAGCAGAGGGGGGCCCGCAUCCUCUUUGCCGUGCCAACAGGACAGUUGGCUUCUGAGAUGCGUGCCAUGCAUCCGGACAUCGACGUGGACACCAACCACGGUGCCUUCCUACUACACCGGCCCCUGCAGGAGGCGAUGGCCAUCAUGACCCAGUACGACUUGGUGAUCAUCGACGAGGUCUCCAUGCUCACGGCUGCCCACUUUGAGCACAUCCUGGCACUGUGGAAAUAUGCGGACCAGCUGCCGUGCUUGGUUCUGUUGGGGGACUUCUGGCAGCUUCCUGUCGUGGAUAAGACGGCAGAGCGCUGUGAACAGUCGGCCGCCUGGGGCAGUCAUGUGGCGACCGUACGCUUCCACGAGCAGGUGCGGUGCAAGUGCCCUGUCCUCCAGAAGAAGCUUGACAUCCUGCGGACGGCCAUCCCAAGUGUGGAGCAGAUGAAGGGCAUCCUCCGCAGGCACCGGGCCUGGAAGACCCGAGAGCCCACCGGGUACGACGUCCUGGACCUCUUCCGCAGGCACGAAGACACCACCGUCGUCACCUGCACACGCCACGGGGCAGCCACCAUCAACGACCUGGCUGCGAAGGUGUUCUUCGAAGAUCGGCAUGUGCGGCCACUGGGGAGCUUGCCACUGGACUACGAGGCCAACGCAAGCAUGACGCUCCCACACGUCACCUUGUGGUUGGACCACGCUGGCUGCCGGGCGGCCGCCUAUGUAGCCUUGUCUCGGGUGCAGAAGGACGAAGACUACCUCAUUGCCGGGCUUGUCGGCACCAAGCACUUCGUCCCCGCCCACUGA
Messenger RNA from Symbiodinium sp. CCMP2592, 4026 nucleotides. Lineage: Eukaryota; Dinophyceae; Suessiales; Symbiodiniaceae. The record is from the annotation of a GenBank genome assembly.